Molecule: messenger RNA, 1671 nt
Organism: Nanorana parkeri
Lineage: Eukaryota; Metazoa; Chordata; Amphibia; Anura; Dicroglossidae
Gene: USP30
Product: ubiquitin specific peptidase 30
Exons: 13
Coding region: 75-1553 (492 amino acids)
Biological process (GO): protein deubiquitination
Cellular component (GO): nucleus; cytosol
Molecular function (GO): cysteine-type endopeptidase activity; cysteine-type deubiquitinase activity
Source: RefSeq, a predicted model, not a curated record
CUUCAAUCUCAUUGUCUCGCGGGAACAGGACCGAGGACUAUUGGUUCCGCUUUGCAGUAGUCAAGCUGGACGUGAUGCUGAGAGGGUCGGCUCGGGCCUCGCAACCGACAGUUGGCUCGUCAUUACGCAGAGGAGCCGGAGCCAGGUGUAUAAUGAUGAAGAACUGGGGUAUGAUUGGUGGCAUCGCUGCAGCCCUUGCAGCUGGAAUUUAUGUCCUAUGGGGUCCAAUCACAGACAGAAAGAAACGCAAAAAAGGACUGGUGCCUGGGUUACUUAAUUUGGGGAACACUUGCUUCAUGAAUUCCUUGCUACAAAGUCUGUCUGCUUGUCCUUCUUUUAUUCACUGGCUUGAGGAGUUCACAUCACAGUACCAGCUUGAACAGAAAGACACGACACCUCGAUAUCUGUCUGCUACACUGCUGCAGCUUUUAAAAGCUUUAUCUAACCAGGAAACUGUCGAGGAGGAGUUGUUAGAUGCCAGUGCUCUCCUUGAUGUUCUUCGGACAUACAGGUGGCAGAUUUCUUCUUUUGAAGAGCAGGAUGCACAUGAAUUAUUUCACGUGUUGACAUCAUCAUUAGAGGAUGAAAGAGAUCGUCAUCCACUUGUAACACACCUCUUUGACAUCCAAGCUUUGGAGGUCCCCCAGGUUUGUGAGCAGGAGAUUCAAUGCAGAACAAAAGGGGUGAUAAACCCCAUCCCUAGACAAUGGAAAACUCAGCACCCUUUCCAUGGAAGAUUGACUAGUAUUAUGGUUUGCAAGAACUGUCAGCAUCAGAGUCCUAUGCGAUAUGACACCUUUGACAGCCUGUCGUUGAGUAUACCUUCUGCCGUAUGGGGUCGUGUUUUGACACUGGACCACUGCCUACAACACUUCAUCUCCACAGAGAGUGUUAAAGAUGUUGUCUGCGAAAAUUGUACCAAAUUACAAGCUCAAGAGAGACCAAAUGGGCAGCUCACAGAAGAUCAGAAAACUACUUUUGUUAAACAGUUGAAAUUAGGAAAGCUUCCUCAGUGUUUGUGCAUCCACUUGCAGCGUCUGAGCUGGUCUAAUCAGGGAAGCCCACUGAAACGCAAUGAACAUGUCCAGUUUAGUGAGUUUUUGGCUUUGGACAGAUAUAAGUAUCGGAUUGCCGGCAGUACCCAUAGCAGAAAAGUUCCACCAACAAUAGAUGGAUCAUCAGUUUCUGAUGGUCAUCAAAAUGCCAGGGUUCAGUUGCUGAAUGGAACAUGUUCUACUUCACUAUUGUCACCUCCGUACACAAACUCUAGGUCUCCUGCAGACUGCAUUUCUUCCUCAUAUCUCUUUCGUCUGAUGGCAGUCAUUGUUCAUCAUGGUGACAUGCAUUCAGGACAUUUUGUUACUUAUCGACGUUCCCCUCCUGCAGCCAAGAGCCAAACGCUUUCCAGCCAGCAGUGGUUGUGGAUUUCAGAUGACUCAGUGCGCAGAGCGAACAUACAGGAAGUUCUUUCAUCUUGUGCUUAUUUACUGUUCUAUGAACGUGUGUUUCCAAAGCCUCGUAAUCCAGGACAUGAGGCCAGAGCAGAGGAAUGAAAAGAGCAAAGGAGACACAGCUCUGUCUUGGAUUUUAUUUAUAUGCUUCCAUUGCGAAAAGAUUCAAAUGCCAAGCCUUACAAUGCAGAGGAACAGAUUUCUAACCUAUACUUCUGGA